UGGUUGUUCUUUGUUUUCGAGGCUACACACCUUCGAAAUUUUUCUUCAAUGUUGGAGACCCUAAAACAGAUAAGCCUGUGAAAUUCUCCUCCGCCAUGUCCCUCCUUCUCCGCUCCCUUCCGGCGGUCGCCCUCUGCGCCAAAUCCUCAAUUCCGCUGCGUCUUCCUCUCCUCUUCCUCACCUUCCGCCGCCUUAAUUCGAAUCCACCUAAACUCCUCCACAAACGCGCCUUCUCCUCCAUUUACGCUUCCGCUUCCCCUUCUGAAACUCUCAGCGUCCCCACUCCCAAGCAGCCAUUCCCUCCUUCUGCCGAAGAACUCGAAUGGGUGAAUCGAACCGCUCUCUGCGGCGAAUUGUCGGAACAAUUUGCUGAUGCUUCGAAGAAAUUUUCUGAACAUGUUGGAGACCCUCCUUUAGGUUGUAAUGUGAAUGAUCCUGGACGAAUAAAGACUGGAGGUGCAAAAACGUGCUAA
Molecule: messenger RNA, 473 nt
Organism: Erythranthe guttata (spotted monkey flower)
Lineage: Eukaryota; Viridiplantae; Streptophyta; Magnoliopsida; Lamiales; Phrymaceae
Source: RefSeq, a predicted model, not a curated record